CUAGUCUCCUCCCCGCCCCCCCCGGAGCAGACGAGUGGCGGCGGCCCCGGACCGGGUUCCCUCAGACAAGAGGGCGGGUGGAGGAGGAAGCGGCCGAGUCCCGAGUCCUGCUCCGGCGCCGCCGAGCACCGCCCGCCUCAGCCCACCAGCCCAGUCGGCUCCUGGGCCUCGCGGAGCCGAGAGGAGGGAAAGGCGGAGGCGGUUGCGUGGAGGCGGCGGGGUGCGGGCGGAGGCGGCGCGGCCGGCCGCGGCUACCGCUUUGUUGUGCGGCCCGGGCGGAGGAAGGAGAAGUGGGAGGAGGGGGGAGCUCGGCGUCCCGCUCCCUCCGCGGCUCAUGGCGACGACGCUCGGCACAUCCGGGACCCUCCGGCCGUGGCGGCCGCGGCGCCGGCUGCUCGGGCCCCAGCCCCGGCCGCUGUGGUGACUGCGCCGCGCCUCGCCGUCGCCCCCGCCCCGCCCGCCGGCUCCGGGCCCCGCGUCGGGGCCGUAGCCCCGCCGCCGCCGCCCCCGCCGCCGGGGACAUGUCUAACCCCGGGGGCCGGAGGAACGGGCCCGUCAAGCUGCGCCUGACAGUACUCUGUGCAAAAAACUUGGUGAAAAAGGAUUUUUUCCGACUUCCUGAUCCAUUUGCUAAGGUGGUGGUUGAUGGAUCUGGGCAGUGCCAUUCUACAGAUACUGUGAAGAAUACACUCGAUCCAAAGUGGAAUCAGCAUUAUGACCUGUAUAUUGGAAAGUCUGAUUCAGUUACGAUCAGUGUAUGGAAUCACAAGAAGAUCCAUAAAAAGCAAGGUGCUGGAUUUCUUGGUUGUGUUCGUCUUCUUUCCAAUGCCAUCAACCGCCUCAAGGACACUGGUUAUCAGAGGUUGGAUCUAUGCAAACUUGGGCCAAACGACAAUGAUACAGUUAGAGGACAGAUAGUAGUAAGUCUUCAGUCCAGAGACCGGAUAGGCACAGGAGGACAAGUUGUGGACUGCAGUCGUUUGUUUGAUAAUGAUUUACCAGAUGGCUGGGAAGAAAGGCGAACUGCCUCUGGAAGAAUCCAGUACCUAAACCACAUAACGAGAACGACACAAUGGGAACGCCCGACACGACCAGCAUCUGAAUAUUCUAGUCCUGGCAGACCUCUUAGCUGCUUUGUUGAUGAGAAUACUCCAAUUAGUGGAACAAACGGUGCAACAUGUGGACAGUCUUCAGAUCCGAGACUGGCGGAGAGGAGAGUCAGGUCACAACGACAUAGAAAUUACAUGAGCAGGACACAUUUACAUACUCCUCCAGACCUACCAGAAGGCUAUGAACAGAGGACAACUCAACAAGGUCAGGUGUAUUUUUUACAUACUCAGACUGGUGUGAGCACAUGGCAUGAUCCAAGAGUGCCUAGGGAUCUUAGCAACAUAAAUUGUGAAGAGCUUGGUCCAUUGCCUCCUGGAUGGGAGAUCCGGAAUACAGCCACAGGCAGAGUUUAUUUCGUUGACCAUAACAACAGAACAACACAGUUUACAGAUCCUCGGCUCUCUGCUAACUUGCAUUUAGUUUUAAAUCGACAGAACCAGUUGAAAGACCAGCAGCAGCAGCAGGUGGUAUCGUUAUGUCCUGAUGACACAGAGUGUCUGACAGUCCCACGGUACAAACGAGACCUGGUUCAGAAGCUAAAAAUUCUGCGGCAAGAACUUUCCCAGCAACAGCCUCAGGCUGGCCAUUGUCGCAUUGAGGUUUCCAGGGAAGAGAUUUUUGAGGAAUCAUAUCGGCAAGUCAUGAAAAUGAGACCAAAAGAUCUCUGGAAGCGAUUAAUGAUAAAAUUUCGUGGAGAAGAAGGCCUUGACUACGGAGGAGUUGCCAGGGAGUGGUUAUAUCUCUUGUCACAUGAAAUGUUGAAUCCUUACUACGGCCUCUUCCAGUAUUCAAGAGAUGAUAUCUAUACAUUGCAGAUCAAUCCUGAUUCUGCAGUUAAUCCGGAACAUUUAUCAUAUUUCCACUUUGUUGGACGAAUAAUGGGAAUGGCUGUGUUUCAUGGACAUUAUAUUGAUGGUGGUUUCACGUUGCCUUUUUAUAAACAGUUGCUUGGAAAGUCCAUUACUUUGGAUGACAUGGAGUUAGUUGAUCCAGAUCUUCAUAACAGUUUAGUGUGGAUACUUGAGAAUGAUAUUACAGGUGUAUUGGACCAUACCUUCUGUGUGGAACAUAAUGCCUAUGGUGAAAUUAUUCAGCAUGAACUUAAGCCAAAUGGCAAGAGUAUCCCUGUCACUGAAGAAAAUAAAAAAGAAUAUGUCAGGCUCUAUGUGAACUGGAGAUUUUUACGAGGCAUCGAGGCGCAGUUCCUGGCUCUGCAGAAAGGAUUUAAUGAAGUAAUUCCACAGCAUCUGCUGAAGACAUUUGAUGAGAAGGAGUUAGAGCUCAUUAUUUGUGGACUUGGAAAGAUAGAUGUGAAUGACUGGAAGGUAAACACUCGAUUAAAACACUGUACACCAGACAGCAAUGUUGUCAAGUGGUUCUGGAAGGCUGUGGAGUUUUUUGAUGAAGAACGACGAGCACGGUUACUUCAGUUUGUGACAGGCUCAUCCCGGGUGCCUCUGCAGGGCUUCAAAGCUCUACAAGGCGCUGCGGGCCCACGACUCUUUACAAUACACCAGAUUGAUGCCUGCACUAACAACCUGCCCAAAGCCCACACAUGCUUCAAUCGAAUAGACAUUCCGCCCUAUGAAAGCUAUGAAAAGUUGUAUGAAAAGCUGCUAACAGCCAUUGAAGAAACAUGUGGAUUUGCUGUGGAAUGACAACUCCAAGGAUUGAUCCAGGACUCUAUUUAUACCCCUGACCCACAGCCUCCUUGCAGCAGACUUUCAAGGAAUGCUGAAAUACAGGAAAAUGCCCCCCCCCUUUAAAAAAAUUGUAGGACACUGUGAGGGGAAAGGACAAUUUUGAAAUUCCUUUUCAAGGAAAAAAAAAAAAGAGGUCUUUAUGCUUUGCCAUGAGGCCACAUUCAGCUGCUAUUUAAAAUUAAUAUCUUGAACCUAAAGAAUGCUGACUUUUCCUACAUUUCCAGAGUUAGGCAGUAUUCUACACUUAAAGACUACUACUAUUUUUAUAAAAGCUAAUCUAUUCAAAUCGCUUCACAGAUUUCAAGUCUGUCAAACAUCAAGACAACUUCAGCAGUCGGUACAAGUCACAUUUCAUUUUGAUUGAGUACAUGAUUUUGAACAGCUCCUGUACUUGUUCUUUGUAAAAAAUAAAACGAAAUAAAAUUA
Messenger RNA from Phacochoerus africanus (Common warthog), 3239 nucleotides. It is a transcript of the gene SMURF2, whose product is annotated as SMAD specific E3 ubiquitin protein ligase 2. NCBI's taxonomy places the organism in Eukaryota, Metazoa, Chordata, Mammalia, Artiodactyla, Suidae. The transcript is spliced from 19 exons. Gene Ontology annotation, molecular function: ubiquitin protein ligase activity; protein binding. Gene Ontology annotation, biological process: negative regulation of BMP signaling pathway; ubiquitin-dependent protein catabolic process. Bases 522 to 2768 code for a protein of 748 amino acids. The record is from RefSeq and is a predicted model, not a curated record.